UUCCGGCUGGGGCGGGGCGACGCCAUCUUGGGUCCGCGGGGCCUGAUCCGCCGGGGUCGCCAUGGAGACAGAUGAUACUGGAAAUCGACUUCGCUUCCAGCUGGAGUUAGAAUUUGUCCAGUGUCUGGCAAACCCAAAUUACCUCAACUUUCUUGCACAGAGAGGAUACUUCAAAGAUAAAGCUUUUGUAAAUUAUCUUAAAUAUUUACUUUACUGGAAGGAGCCUGAAUAUGCCAAAUACCUUAAGUAUCCUCAGUGUUUACACAUGUUAGAGCUGCUUCAGUAUGAACACUUUCGUAAAGAACUGGUAAAUGCCCAGUGUGCUAAAUUUAUUGAUGAACAACAGAUUCUUCACUGGCAACAUUAUUCACGGAAAAGAAUGCGUCUUCAGCAGGCACUAGCAGAGCAGCAACAACAGAACAACACUUCAGUCAAAUGAAAAUUCUGGAUAACCUGUGGCAGCAUGAACUUCACAUCGGUUUAGUUUGAAGAAAAAUAGACUGAAUUUUGUAGGUUUGGUCUUAGUGAUGUACAUAACUUAAUGUGUGUAUGUGAAUAGAAAACAUCUUUUUUUGGUUAUUAAGUGACCUUUUUCUGGGAGCAACUUGUAUCCAUUUCAGCGCGGUGUAGCUGAUGUGUAUUUUGUAGUAAGGACAAAGUCUUAAGAUUAACUGCAGACUUACAUCUCUGUUGAUGGAUCUGUUUUGAAAAUUCAAUACAGUUAUUUAAGCACCUGUCACAUGAGUAUCAAAGCCAUGUAAUUGCAUGUGUUACAGAAAAUCUUAAUUGUGCACAUGCCCAUCUUGAAGCAAGGCUGUGGCUAUGACUGCUGCUGUACUUUUGUUAACGAUUCCUUGUCUAGUGCUGCUUUUUUUGCCAACAUUUUAGCAGAGGAAACCAAAUUUACAACAGCUAAAAUAUUUGUGGGGGGAAGGGAGGUUUCUGAAAAUAUUAAGUGUAAAAUUUAUCAGUGGAAAAGAGGUGGUGCAGCUACAAAAGAACCCUAAUUCUAUUCCAGGAAAAUUAAUGUAUUAAUUUAGACUGCUAAGGGUUGGCAGAAUUCUAGCUAAUUUAUAAAGGCUGCUCUCAGGUAGCUGCUUCUCUGAAGUAUGUUGCUGGUAUUUCAGAAGGUAGAGAAGCAUUUAUCUUUAAUAAAACUGGUUUGGGAGCCUUUCAGCUUCUUGUAGGUCCAAAGGAGGCAGGCAAUUAUUACAAAUAAUUGUACAUAAUAACCCAACUACUGAAGGCAGCUGUGAGGGUUUUUAUCCUUUUUACCCUGAUGGAAGGCAUAUUUGAUGACAAGAAUGGGAAGAAACUGGUCUUAAUCUUAAGAGAUUUCUCUGUGAUGUGAUAGAAGCUAGGAUGAUUCAUGGCAAAAGGUGUGACAGUAUUUUGUCUUGCCUAAACUUCUAAUGUGUUUGUGCUGUACAGAACUGAUGGAGCUUCGUUUUGAAGGCAAGGUUAAAUGCAGGGUGGAUACUUUCCAGUGUCUGACUGACUGUCCUCAGUAACACUCUUACAAAGCCAGAGCAAAAUCAUGACAACCCAUUCUUACAUUAGCAAUUAACUGAACGAAUUUUCAGAUUCAGUGUGCUUAUAAUGCAUGUUCCUGUUGUAUAGGGCUACCACUGUGGCUCUGUGAAGUGAUUUUUGCACCAAAGAGCGGCUUGAUGUUCUAGUUUUCUAUUCUUUAUUAUUCCGCAUCAUGGAAUAACUUUAUUUUUAAUCUUUCAAAAUAUUAGUGACCACAGUAUGUAGAAUGAGAUUGCUGGUCUUACGUAAGCAGCUUUCUGUGCACUAGUAAAACAAGCAUCCAGUUGUUUCUAGAAUAGUGGUGCUCAACCACCAGUCUACAGAUCUGCAUCGGUUUGUGCACUCCUCCUCACCAGUCCAGAAAUUUGGGGGCAGAGUAGUGGCAGCAUUACUUGCUGCUGCUCUGCUGCCAAACUUCUGGACCUGUGAGGAGCCCUACAGGCUGGCUAAUGUCACCCUGCACAUGGGGUUGGGCUGGUCACACCUACAGGUCAAUCCCGUGUGGGAUCUGGCUCGUGGGCCAACCCCAGGUCAUUUGUCUGGACUGCACAGCUAUUAAGUUGAGUACCACUAUUCUAGAAAACUUGGGCUAGAGCACUAGAGAGAAAAAGUCUGAUGGGAUAAAAAGUCAUCAGUUGACUUUGAGUGAGCUGUCACUUCCUUUAUCUAUCAUGAUUCAGGCAUAAGCUUAUUAACAGUCCAGGUUCACAGUCUUGCUGGUUAUUUGUUUUUUAAUUUCAAAUAGUUAUAUUGUGCUCUCCAGUUGUAUCUAGGAACCCUGAAUAUUUCAAUAAAUUAAUCUUGAGUGUA
Messenger RNA from Gavialis gangeticus (Gharial), 2343 nucleotides. It is a transcript of the gene MED31, whose product is annotated as mediator complex subunit 31. The record is from RefSeq and is a predicted model, not a curated record. Gene Ontology annotation, biological process: regulation of transcription by RNA polymerase II. Gene Ontology annotation, molecular function: transcription coregulator activity. NCBI's taxonomy places the organism in Eukaryota, Metazoa, Chordata, Crocodylia, Gavialidae. Gene Ontology annotation, cellular component: mediator complex; core mediator complex. Bases 62 to 439 code for a protein of 125 amino acids. The transcript is spliced from 4 exons.